This is a messenger RNA of Ceutorhynchus assimilis (cabbage seed weevil), 1429 nucleotides long. The record is from the annotation of a GenBank genome assembly. NCBI's taxonomy places the organism in Eukaryota, Metazoa, Arthropoda, Insecta, Coleoptera, Curculionidae.
AUUUUUUAAAGCGUACAUUAUAUGGGGGGAGGUUUUCUAUCGACAAUUAAUCGGGGUAGGGAACAAAAUCCCAAGUGAAAAUGUUAGGAAGUUCCUUCGUACGCGCCUCAAUAGCGCCCAAAGUGCACGAGAGCGCAAAAAUCGGGCCGAUUGCUGGCACCAUUCGCAGCUCGAUGGCGCCCAAAUUCAACGAGAGCGCCCCAAAUCCGAGCAAAGUGCCCAGCACCAUCAAUAUCGAUUUCAACCAAAGCAGUGGCAGUAAACCCUCUAGAAAAAGCAGUUUUCUACCGAUGGAUUUUGAAGAUGAAACUAAAUUGAGCCGUACGGGCUCGCAAUUUAAGUUUAUAUUUUCCAACGCGGAUGCGGAAAAGCUGGAAAAAGAACCAAGCGCCCUCGAUAUGGAUGUUAAAAUGAAGACAUUUAUUACCGGUAGCAGAUACAUCGGACACCUUAAUAAGCUCGGAAUGGCUGGAAAAGGGAUUUACAAGUAUCCGCAUGGAGUAAUUUACGAUGGGCAAUUUAACAAGCAAGGUGAAUUUCACGGCCUCGGGUCCUUGAUUUAUCCUGGAGGCCAACGCGUAGACGGUAUGUGGAAAAAUGGCAAACUCUCCGGAGCUAAUUUUGUUGCUAGUGACAAUUCCAGGUUUGAUUCAAACUACUGCGAAAUGCCCGAUAGACGUUUCCAAAUCGAAUUGGACAACGAGGUCCAGGCGGCCGGGCAAGAGUACCUUACCAACGAUGAAGUACCGCGCACGAUACCACCUGGCAUGUACGACACCGGCUACGGGUUUUACGAUCCCGUAAGAAAAGUAGUAGUGGACUACGAAGACCCGGAAAAGUACAGGAACUUGUUUGAAAUGAUGGACGACGAACGGAAACUUUUAUAUCAAAGACUUGAAAUGGAAGUUGCAAACGAAGAAACAUCAUUAAUAGUAGACGUUUCUGAUGAAAGUAGAACUCAAAUGGUUGACAAUUUGAUGUUGCACAUCGUCGCUAUUCCUCCGGAGGAAAAGGAGAAAUGGGUGAAGAAUAAUUGCAGAAAGCCCGGAGAUGAAAAUAUCGGCUACAGGCCGGAUUUGUACGAAGUCUGGAAUCCUGGCUACGCACGUGACGAUUACCAAGUUUCACAAGAACUCGCCAAGUUGUCCGCCAUCAAAGUAAAUACGGCCUUAGUCAAGAAAUUCAGCAAACCCAAAGGGAAAGCUACACAUUUAUAUUCGUUCACGAGAGCUAAAAUUAGAUCGCAAGUGGUUUCACUGGAAGAGCACAUUGAAGCUCACGUCAAUAAAAUCAGUUUAAGAAGAAGUAGACAGGAUCCAACUAGCACACCCACUUCAGGAUUUUGGUGAUCCAAUAAAGUCAAGUUGAAUAGUUAUAUGUAUAAAUAUAAGGGCCCGAGUUAAUUUUUUUUUAAAUUCGGCGAAAUCAA